Messenger RNA from Papaver somniferum (opium poppy), 609 nucleotides. RefSeq lists its product as uncharacterized. The transcript has a single exon. Lineage: Eukaryota; Viridiplantae; Streptophyta; Magnoliopsida; Ranunculales; Papaveraceae. The coding region runs from base 1 to 609 and encodes 202 amino acids. The record is from RefSeq and is a predicted model, not a curated record.
AUGGCAAAGGCGUUUGCCAGAGUGGACUGGAGCUUUCUAAUGACAAUUAUGAAGAAAAUUGGUUUUGAUGAUAAAUGGUGCAACAAGAUAUAUCAAUGCAUUUCAACCUCCACAUCAGUUGUUCUCAUCAAUGGCUCUCCUGACAAAUUCUUCAAACCCACUAAAGGCCUAAGGCAAGGUGACCCCCUGUCACCUUACCUGUUCUUAUUUUGCAUGGAAUCUCUUUCAAGGACUCCUCUGCAUGCUGAGGAGAUGGGCAUUAUCAAAGGGAUAAAGAUCUGCAAAGCAGCUCCUCCUAUCAGUCACCUCCUCUUUGCUGAUGACUGCAUGAUCUUCUGCAAAGCAAACCCUAUUGAAGCUCAAAAUAUCAUGCAGAUUCUACGGACUUUUGGCAGUACUUCUGGGAAACUAAUCAACUUUCAUAAAUCUGGAGUCUUCUUCAGCAAAAACACAAAUCCAGAUCUCAUUCCUCAAAUUAUCAAUUCUAUGGGAGUUCAAGUCCUUCAGCUAGAUGAUAAAUAUUUAAGAUCACCACUUUUCACACAUAGAAGAAAAAUCAAUUCUUUCAAGCCUGGAGUUGAAAAAUUGAAGCUAAGACUCACUGGAUGA